Aspergillus versicolor CBS 583.65 is the source of this 1905-nucleotide messenger RNA. RefSeq lists its product as uncharacterized. Gene Ontology annotation, cellular component: Cul4-RING E3 ubiquitin ligase complex. The record is from RefSeq and is a predicted model, not a curated record. NCBI's taxonomy places the organism in Eukaryota, Fungi, Ascomycota, Eurotiomycetes, Eurotiales, Aspergillaceae. Bases 205 to 1605 code for a protein of 466 amino acids. Gene Ontology annotation, molecular function: protein binding. The transcript has 11 exons.
CCGAAACGGCUUGAGAGUAUUUAGAAACUGUCCUCCAGGGCAUGGGCGUUGUUGGACCAUUCGUUUGGCCUGUAUCACCAUAGGUGCAGACAUGUUGUGUAGCCUGGCGCCCGGAGACUCGUCUAUUUGUUCUCGCAUGCAAGCGCGGUAUUAUUUUUAUCUUCAUUUUUCCCUUGGUUGAAGUGGCACUACGCCUCGACAAUCAUGAACCGAGAAAUUCCAGGGUUUUAUUAUGAUCCCGAAAAGAAGAAAUAUUUUGCAAUUCAGGCAAACCACAAAUCAGCGCCGGGGUCCCAAUAUUCCAAAGAUGCCAUCAAGCGAAAGCGCGCUGACCAGGAGAAGCGGACACGAAAAGCCCGUCUGGUUCAAAGAUAUGAGAAAGAAAAGAUCAAGAGAGCUGCGUGCCUGCAGCAUCCCCUCAUGCAGGCACGGAGAGAGAUAGGCGCACUUCCCGCAACCAGCUCUGUUGAGCAUGAACAGCGAGGGUUGGCGUACGCGAGCCAGUUCCGACGAAAACAGUUACAUCAGUUCGAACCUUGGCCAGGUCAGUAUACGAUAAAGCAUAUUCUGCGUAAUCCGCGGUCCGGGAUCUUGAUUGCUAGCGGACAUCGCGGUGGCGAGUCGUCAGUGUCUGUUUGUUUCCCUGAUUGUGAUCAGGAAAAAUGGACAUACAAUCGAACUAUGGAGCGGCUCCUUUUCAAAGAGCCGUAUAGGCUUUCAUCACUUUCUCUAAGUCACACCGGAUACCUAUUAGCGACGAUGGACAGCGGUCCAGAUGGAGACUCCUUCCUCGCACCACGAAUGCUCCCAGAUCCCGACGAAGGCGGAGAUUAUCGAUGGCCACCAUUCUUCUCCCACCCGAUACGCAUCCACACCACCUCAUCUUUAUGGUGUUCCUCACCAUCCCCAACAGGCGACAUGCCACGCUUCGCAGUCGGGACCUCCGAAGGUCUCUACACCCUGGAAGGCUUCGGAAGCUACUGGGCGCUUUCUAAAAAGCCAUUCCCAAAUGAAAUGUCCAUAGGCAACCCGAAACGUCGCCGCCCAGACUCCUCACAUGCCCAGAUCACCGCUGUAGAAUGGCUGUCGCCCGACGUCAUCGCAGCCGGCCUCAAAGACUCCACCAUCUUCCUCCAUGAUAUCCGCUCUGGUGGAAGUGCAACGCGACUCCAGCAUCCUCACGCGGUCACGAAGAUCCGCAAACUCGACCCAUAUCGGAUGGUUGUCGCUGGAAUAAACUCUCUUCAAAUGUACGACAUCCGCUACCCACCCAAUAACCUGCAACGAAACCCGAAUCCCAACGCAAAACACCACACCUCCACACGGCCUUAUCUCAACUUCUCAAACCACUCGCCGGAAAUCAUUCCGGACUUCGACCUCAGUCCUGAGCUGGGGAUUCUUGCUAGCGCCUCCUCCGACGAUCGCACAGUACAGCUCUUUUCACUACGUACAGGGGAACAGAUCGUUUCCCCACUGACGAGAUACCAGUAUCGGGAUUCGAUCAAAUCUAUUUGUUUCGAGUCUGGGAACUCGUCGUCCCAUGGACCGCAGACGCCUAGUUUGCUGGUUUGCUCUGAAGCGACGGUCGAUGAAUGGAAUUGGUGAAUUGGGAUCGGUAUCUGAGAAGACAGUGCAGUGGGAGAGUUUAACUGGGUUGGGUUGAGAAAGAUGGCUUAUGAGAUACGUUAUUGCUAUUGCUAUUACUAUUGUUUUUGAUAUUGGCAUUGUCAUUGCUAUUCAAGCCUUGGGGGUGUUCUUCGUCUUCUUCUUCCAAAUUCUAACUAACGCCGGAUAUGCUAUGGAUACAUUAUUCCAAAAUUCCACAAAGAAGGGAAAGCAAGAAAAUUCGUAAAAAAAAGCAAAAAUAUGAAUUAUUAAAACACCGAUUAAUCGAGCCCACCGGCU